GUGACUGUGGGGACCGUGCUGUCUGACAAGAUUGCUGCGCUUGCCAGAAGCCGAAUAGAUGACCGUGGUGACCAUCCACUCAACCAUUACAACUUGUUGGACUCCACCUACAACCACAGAUACAAAAGUAAGGGCACAAGCCACAUCUCUGUGCUCGCUGCAGAUGGCAGUGCCGUGUCCGCCACCAGCACCAUCAACUACCCGUUUGGCUCCUUUGUGUAUUCUAACCAAACUGGGAUCAUUUUAAAUAACGAACUCGCUGAUUUCUGCAUAACAAACAGAAGCAUUAAACCAGGAGAGAAGCCUCCCUCAGCGAUGGUGCCUUCCAUUCUCAUCUCCAAGACAGGAGACACGCUGGUGAUCGGAGGAGCAGGCGGGCCCUGGAUUAUCAGUGCUACUGCUAUGGCAAUUAUAAACAAGCUCUGGUUUGGCUACGACUUGGAACAUGCCAUUUCAGCUCCCAUCAUGCAUACUGAAGGUGACAAUAUCGUGUUUGAGGAACAUUUCAGUCAGGAGGUUAGGCAUGGCCUGCUGGGAAGAGGACAUAAAGAAGUUAACAAAACUGCAAUGAAUGUUGUGCAGGGAAUUUCCAAGGAAGGAAAAUGCAUCUCUGCUUACUCUGAUAAAAGGAAGCUGGGGAAGUCAGCUGGAUAUUAG
Molecule: messenger RNA, 657 nt
Organism: Pelecanus crispus (Dalmatian pelican)
Lineage: Eukaryota; Metazoa; Chordata; Aves; Pelecaniformes; Pelecanidae
Source: RefSeq, a predicted model, not a curated record